CAACCUACCGUUCCAGAACUCCAGAUACUAGUUGUGAGUCUACAGGUUGCACGGAGAUACAGUACGCGGUGCCCGGAUAAAAAAAGAAAUUGACGUGAGCACUGGGAGAGAGGAGUGUACAGGGUCCCAGGGGGGUUUACAAAGUACAUAAGUAUCAUAACUGGUAAUCUGUUCAGCCAUGGGAUCCCUAUCCGACAACAACACGAAUCCCUCCCUCGUCCUCGAAAAGGUCCAAAGUCUGAAAUUCCAGGACCGGCCAAUACCACAGCUUCAAAGCCCGUACGAUGUGCUGGUCGCUGUCAAGUUCACUGGAAUCUGCGGCAGUGAUGUUCACUACUGGCAACGCGGCAGCAUCGGCCCCUUCGUCGUAGAACAACCCGUCGUCCUCGGCCACGAGUCCUCCGGAAUCGUCACGCAAAUCGGCUCCAAAGUCUCAACUCUCAAAAUCGGGGACCGCGUCGCGCUCGAACCCGGAAUCCCCUGCCGCCGCUGCACCCUCUGCAAGGCCGGGACCUACAACCUCUGCCCUGAUAUCGCCUUUGCCGCGACACCACCAUAUGACGGCACCCUGGCGAAAUACUACUGCCUGCCGGAGGACUUGUGCUACAGGCUCCCCGAUACCGUCAGUCUGGAAGAGGGUGCGCUCGUCGAGCCGCUGAGCGUCGCAGUGCACCUUGCCCGGCAGGGUGCCGUUAACCCACGAUCCUCAGUUGUGGUAUUCGGCGCCGGGCCCGUAGGGCUGCUGUGCUGCGCGGUGGCUAGGGCGUUUGGGGCGCCGAAAGUUGUUGCGGUUGAUAUCCAGCGCGGACGGCUGGAGUUUGCACAUGUGUUUGCGGCGACGGGGACCUUUCUCCCGGCGGCAGACAGCCAGUCUUUAGAGAAUGCGGAUGCGCUGCGCCGGGAGAACGGUCUUGGACUCGGCGCUGAUGUGGUCAUUGACGCGUCGGGGGCCGAGGCCUCGAUCCACACGGGGAUCCAUGUCCUCAGGCCCGGGGGCACGUAUGUACAGGGGGGUAUGGGCCGGGAUGAAGUGCGGUUUCCAAUCACGGCUGCGUGUACUAAGGAGCUGAAGGUCAAGGGGAGUUUUCGGUAUGCGAGUGGGGACUACCAGCUUGCCAUUCAGCUCAUUGCGAGUGGGGCGGUCAGGGCUCGGGAUCUGAUCACAGGAGUUGUCAAGUUUGAGGAUGCAGAGCGGGCGUUUGAAGAUGUCAAGGCCGGCAAGGGGAUCAAGACGCUUAUUGCUGGUGUUGAAGACUGACCUUGGAGCUGAGGUUGGGUGUGAAUAUAGACUCCAAGUACGACAUGUAUCGAAAUGAAUAGUCCCAUUUUUUCACCAUAGUACAUCUAUGCAGAGCAAUUUGUUCUGUAUAUACCCAAAAGCAUAAAACCACG
Messenger RNA from Aspergillus calidoustus, 1392 nucleotides. The record is from the annotation of a GenBank genome assembly. Lineage: Eukaryota; Fungi; Ascomycota; Eurotiomycetes; Eurotiales; Aspergillaceae.